AGGGACGUCUACCGGAAAGUGCAGGGUAGGGAUAACCCUGUCCCCACCACCAUUAUCAGCAUUGCAGGUAUACAUCCUCCCUUCGUCCUCUCCAUCCUCCCCUCACUUCUCUAUCGUCUCGCUCUCUAUCCUCCCUCUCUCUCUUACCAUUCCGUGCGCCACUGUGUGACUCAUGAGUUCUCUGUCACGGCUGUCUCAAUACUGCCUCCGGCUGGAAAUCUCUGCGAAAAUAACAGUCUGCUUUUUCAUUUCCAGUGUCACUCUUUCUGAAUGAACUCCCUUUCUCUAUCAGCUCAGUAUGUCUCUGUUUCUGCUUCGGUGACUAGCGCUGGGCCAGUCAAAUGGCUAGAUUGUCACUGCAAAGCUAAUAGUCAGUAUCAUACAGCUAUUGCACAUUUGCCUCUUCACACACCUUUGUGGCGUCUCCUGCUAUCUAUGUCCAUAGGUCCUUUAUGUAGCCUGUAUAUGCACACUUUUCUUAGUCCUCACUUUAUCGUUACUCAAUUAGCAUAAACAGAGCACAAGAAGGUACACUUGCAACAGAAACCUGGACUCAAGUGACAUUUUCACACUUAUGAGCCUUGCUAAACUGAUCCAAGCUGAACUGUUAUGCUCUGGCCAGGUUAUGCAUCCACCACAGUAGCUGGAACUGUGCCAGAAAGGAUUAUGUGAAAAGAAAAUAUCCAAGGCAGCAUAGUACGGCACGGCUUAGCAUAAUAUUUUGAAAAGUGUAAAGGUUUUCAAGAGCAGGUGUUGAUCAGUCAACAGCAACCUUGACCACUCACGGACACACAUGAAUGGCCUCUUAUGGGUAUCGUCCUUGUCAUGGCCACUAACCACCCAAAUGUGUUCUCUCUCCCUUUCUCUUUCUUUCUCCCUCUCUCUCUAUCUUUCUCCCCCUCUCUCCCUCAGAGGAAGGGGACGAGGAGGCUCUCUCCAAGAAGGAGGAGGAGGAACGUCGCAUCGCUGAGAUGGGCCGGCCCACCUUGGGGGAGCACGUCAAACUGGAAGUGGUCAUCGAGGAGUCGUAUGAGUUCAAGGUACGAGACAGCACUUCCGCUUUGGUCUGUUUCUGAAGCGCACUAUUUUACAAGAUUAAUGACUACAUUUCGGUUUCCUGGUUACUAAAAUGUUCCCCUAAUUUUAGUUUUUGUGACACAAAAAUCAUUGUAUAGUGUAGAGAAUCAUUGCAAUAUCUAAAAGGCUGUGAAAUAUAUUUUGAAUAACCACAAAUAUUGUAUUUUCAGCUGUUUGAAGCUGACGUACAAAACUGAAAAUAAAAAUAAGCAAAAACAAAACAUACAGAGGGGAAGCAUAGCAUACCGCACAUAGAACAGAUCUACCGCUUACCAGACUUGCUUUCAAUGAGAAUGACAGAUCAUUAACUCUAAUUUCUAUCUGAAAUCUGCCGGGUCAGGCACAAACCAGCAAAAUUGUACCUUUAAUAAUAGUAAAUCACAGCUUUGAUAGGACCAUAAAACACCUAGUGGACCCUAAAACCAUUCACUCUACCACUUGGAAAGGGAGUAAGACAACCAGCUGCACUUGAGAUUGUAUCUCCAUUACUUCAGUCGUACCUCCCAUGUCUUAAGUGGUAUCUCCCAUGUAUUAAGUCAGCCCAGCUGGAGUCCUUUCAAUGUUUAAUUGCAUCCGAAUGCCAACUGUCACUGACAUGGCCAUCUGUCAAUCCAAAAGUUCCAUAUUCCACGUGAAAGAGACAGUGAUUAGGAUGAACAUUUCUUUGCAGUUUGGGGUAGUUUUAAGGAUAGAAGUCAGGGUAUGUUUUGAGGUUGAUAUAGGAGUUGAGAUAUGGUUUGGUUCACAGUUUGGCCUGAUAAAUCAAACUGGUUUGUCUUUAUUGCAUUGUAUAGACCCUUUUACAUCAUGUGCACUGCCAAGGUGUAUUCAUUGGGCAUGUACAGUUGAAGUCGGAAGUUUACAUACACCUUAGCCAAAUACAUUUAAACUCAGUUUUUCACAAUUCCUGACAUUUAAUCCUAGUAAAAAUUCCCUGUCUUAGGUCAGUUAGGAUCACCACUUUAUUUUAAGAAUGUGAAAUGUCAGAAUAAUAGUAGAGAGAAUGAUUUAUUUCAGCCUUUUAUUUCUUUCAUCACAUUCCCAGUUGGUCAGAAGUUUACAUACACUCAAUUAGUAUUUGGUAGCAUUGCCUUUCAAUUGUUUAACUUGGGUCAAACGUUUCGGGUAGCCUUCCACAAGCUUCCCACAAUAAGUUGGGUGAAUUUUGGCCCAUUCCUUCUGACAGAGCUGGUGUAACUGAGUCAGGUUUGUAGGCCUCCUUGCUCGCACACGCUUUUUCAGUUCUGCCCACAAACUUUCUAUAGGAUUGAGGUCAGGGCUUUGUGAUGUCCUUAAGCCAUUUUGCCACAACAUUGGAAGUAUGCUUGGGGUCAUUGUCCAUUUGGAAGACCCAUUUGCAACCAAGCUUUAACUUCCUGACUGAUGUCUUGAGAUGUUGCUUCAAUAUAUCCACAUAAUUUUGCUUCCUCAUGAUGCCAUCUAUUUUGUGAAGCACACCAGUCCCUCCUGCAGCAAAGCACCCCCACAGCAUGAUGCCUUCACCCCCGUCCUUCACGGUUGGGAUGGUGUUCUUCGGCUUGCAAGAGUACCCCCUUUUUCCUCCAAACAUAACGAUGGUCAUUAUGGCAAAAAAGUUAUAUUUUUGUUUCAUCAGACCAGAGGACAUUUCUCCAAAAAGUACGAUAUUUGUCCCCAUGUGCAGUUGCAAACCGUUGUCUGGCUUUUUUAUGGCGGUUUUGGAGCAGUGGCUUCUUCCUUGCUGAGCGGCCUUUCAGGUUAUGUCGAUAUAGGACUCGUUUUACUGUGGAUAUAGAUACUUUUGUACCUGUUUCCUCCAGCAUCUUCACAAGGUCCUUUGCUGUAGUUCUGGGAUUUAUUUGCACUUUUCGCACCAAAGUACGUUCAUCUCUAGGAGACAGAACGUGUCUCCUUCCUGAGCGGUAUGACGGCUGCGUGGUCCCAUGGUGUUUAUACUUGCGUACUAUUGUUUGUACAGAUGAACGUGGUACCUUCAGGUGUUUGGAAAUUGCUCCCAAGGAUGAACCAGACUUGUGGAGGUCUACAAUUCUUUUUCUGAGGUCUUGACUGAUUUCUUUUGAUUUUCCCAUGAUGUCAAGCAAAGAGGCACUGAGUUUGAAGGUAGGCCUUGAAAUACAUCCACAGGUACACCUCCAAUUGACUCAAAUUAUGUCAAUUAGCCUAUCAGAAGCUCCUAAAGCCAUGACAUCAUUUUCUGGAAUUUUCCAAGCUGUUUAAAGGAACAGUCAACUUAGUGUAUGUACACUUCUGGCCCACUGGAAUUGUGAUACAGUGAAUUAUAAGUGAAAUAAUCUGUCUGUAAACAAUUGUUGGAAAAAUGACUUGUGUCAUGCACAGAGUAAAUGUCCUAACCGACUUGCCAAAACUAUAGUUUGUUAACAAGAAAUGUGUGGAGUGGUAAAAAAAGAGUUUUAAUGACUCCAACCUAAGUGUAUGUACACUUCCGACUUCAACUGUAUGUGUGUUUGUGGAAUGCUAAAUAACCAGGAUUGAGGAAUAUUAGACUGAAAUCUUCUCUUCUGGUGCCCCACAGAACACAGUGGAUAAGCUGAUUAAGAAGACCAACCUGGCUCUAUUGAUUGGAACCAAUAGCUGGAGGCAGCAGUUUAUGGAAGCUAUCACAGUCAGCUCUGGUAAGCCGAUCAAUCAAUCAAUCAUUUCAUUGGCAGACUAUAGAGCUUUUUAAAAAUGUGUUUGUAACAAUGUGCCUAACCACCAACCCAGGCCUAAACCUCAAAAGAGCAAGCCACAACUAGAGUGGCAGGGGAAAACUCCCUAGGUCUAGGAAGUGUAGUAGGAAGAACCCUUCAGGGUAGCAUCUUAAACAUAACACCAGGUCUAUGUCCCAAAGGGCAUCCUACUCCCUUUAUAGUGCACUACUUUUGACCAGGGCACUAUAGUGAAUAGGGUACCAUUUGGGACACAGCCUAUAUUCUGAUUCUUGGACAACAAUAUGGUAUGAUGUAUUCAGAGCCAUAUCAAAUCUCAUCCAAAUUAGAAAAUAUUAUGUUAUUUUCCUUUCAAAUCACAUUUGUCGUAAUUGGCUACACAAUCACCCUAGUCACAAAGGCAUCUGCACAAAUCUUAAUUGGAACGCUUUUUGUAAUUAGCGGGAACAGUGAAGUUCCAGUAGCGGCGCCCUCCGAAGCACAUUCCAGACACAAUGCACUGUUGAUAUAUCAACGGAGGAGCGUCGACGCACAACAAACUCAUCAAGCAACACACACACACAACCACACAAUCUCACACACACAAUCACACACACACACAUCUCACACACGCACGCAGGAACACACGCAAACAGACACACACACACACAAACACACUGAGGGCCUGAGUGGAGCUGACAAAGCUUGUUAGCCAUGGGAGUGCACUCCAGAGGAGAUUCCUCCAGGGCUAGUAAUGAGAUCACUAAAAAGUCCAUGUAAUGAAUUAGUCUGCUCGUUGAGUUCUAAACUACGUGUGUGUUUGGCCAUGUGGCCGUGUGGCCGUGUGUUUGUGGCCGUGUCCAGAAUCAGGCUUGCCUACUACUUACUUAAACUGCAUACUGUGUGCUAGUACCACAUACUGUUUAGAAAAAAAACAAUUCAGUAAGCAACAAAUAUCAGCAUACUAGGCUCAUCCUACUGAGAAUGCAUCAUCUAAUGAGCAAUUACGUUUAUUCCCGUCAUUCGUUCAUUUUGGUAAAGCGCGUCCCCUCAGCUGAUUAUCAGCUGUUGUCAGACACGUGGCUCUCGAAAGACGAUUCUCUUCCUCAAAAGUGUACAGUGAAUUAUACUAGCUGAAAAGCUGAAAUUAGUAUGACAUCCUGCCAUUUAAAGCAUACAAACAUUUUGAAAUUUCACAUAUUAUAAAAUAUUUUAUAAAUCAAUUCCUGCUAUUUAGAAUGAAAGUAUGGGUAUUCAGACAUGACCAUUGUGUGUGUGUGUGUGUGUGUGUGUGUGUGUGUGUGUGUGUGUGUGUGUGUGUGUGUGUGUGUGUGUGUGUGUGUGUGUGUGUGUGUGUGUGUGUGUGCUUGUGAGUUCUGAACUGUGCUAAUAUCCAGGCAGACCCUUUCCACUAGGAUAGGCACAGAGUCUUUGCUGCACAUGGGCUAUGGUUGAUCCCUAACCUGUAUGGUUACCAUAACACAAAUUAGAUUGGAAACAAAACAGGACAGAACAUGGUCAAGCUGGAUCUGUUGAACCUCUAUGGCCUCCUGUCCACUCAAUUGCACACAUGAGCACACACACGCACCCACUCAUGCGUAGAAACAAACAUUGAAACAAGUACUGAAAUGCAGGCCUAUGUCUUGAGACAUACUUAUGGACACGACAUGUAUUGUAUUAUCAAAAACACACACAAGUACAGAUACACACACACAAAAACGUGACCAUUCCCUGCUCCCAUGCAGAGAAAUGCAUUCAGAUGGAUUUUGAACAUCAGCUAUUUUAAGCAACGCUGUCAGUCACCCUAAUAAACUCCCCAUGGCUUCAAUGAGCAGAGAUGUGGCUUACUGUCCUGACUUGAUGUGUUAAGAGGCUUCAUUAUUUGUGUAAUGUGGAAAAGGGAGUGGAGAGAGUGGGGCUAACUGCUAACAGUACUAGGAAAGCCUAAAAUGCCUCUGUCUGUUUUCAUUUAGAAUGGACUAGUGGUGGCUAGCUUCUCCUGGUCCACUCACAGUUUAAGACUUAUUUACAUUGCCCAGAAUGUUAACAUUGUAGCAGAGGUUUUAACCAUGUUAAACUUUUAAAUUGAACCUUUGACUAUGAAGUUGGGGUUACAACACAUCUUCCCUCCCCUCAAAAUGUCUCAGGCGAUGAUGACGAGGACGAGUGCGGCGAGGAGAAGCUGCCCUCCUGCUUUGAUUACGUCAUGCACUUCCUCACCGUCUUCUGGAAGCUCCUGUUCGCCUUUGUGCCGCCCACCGACUACUGGAACGGCUGGGCCUGCUUCGUGGUCUCCAUCAGCAUGAUUGGCCUGCUCACCGCCUUCAUCGGAGACCUGGCCUCCCACUUUGGCUGUACUGUGGGCCUCAAGGACUCCGUGACCGCCGUGGUGUUUGUGGCGCUUGGAACGUCUGUGCCAGGUGCGUUCCAUACAUGCUGCAAUACACACAGAAACGUAUACACAACCACACAGACAUAUUCACAAACAGUGGGUUUUAUUAGGACUCUGUCACCAAUCUGGUGUUUGCGGCAUUGGGAUACCAGGUUAGUAACAUACACCAUCUAACUCUUUACUCUCAUGACAGGGUUUAUCACAAUUAGGCAUUGUCACUCCUAAAAGCAGUGAUUUGUAUGAAAUGUUCUUGAAUAGUACACUAUGUCAUAGCUCUUGUCAUGCAUGGACAUCUAAUUUUGGAUCCGUGUCACCCUACCACCAUUCACAAUUCUGAUUAUUUUUUUUCUCUCUCUCUCUCUCUCUCUCUCUCUCUCUCUCUCUCUCUCUCUCUCUCUCGAUCUCUCUCUCUCUCACAGACACGUUUGCCAGCAAGGUAGCUGCAAUCCAGGACCAGUACGCUGACGCCUCCAUCGGCAAUGUAACGGGCAGCAAUGCCGUCAAUGUCUUCUUGGGCAUCGGCGUGGCCUGGUCCAUCGCCGCUAUCUACCACAAUUCCAAGGGCAACGACUUCCGGGUGGACCCUGGCACCCUGGCCUUCUCCGUCACCCUAUUCACCAUCUUCGCCUUUGUCGCCGUGGCCGUGCUCAUGUACCGCCGCCGACCCGAGAUUGGGGGUGAGCUGGGUGGGCCCCGGGGCCCCAAAAUCGCGACCACCUGUCUCUUCUUCAGCCUGUGGCUCAUGUACAUCGUCUUCUCCUCCCUGGAAGCUUAUUGCCAUAUCAAGGGCUUC
Messenger RNA from Coregonus sp. 'balchen', 6910 nucleotides. The record is from the annotation of a GenBank genome assembly. Lineage: Eukaryota; Metazoa; Chordata; Actinopteri; Salmoniformes; Salmonidae.